AUUAUUGAGCGCUCUUCAUUGUUACAGCUGCUCUCGUACAGGCAACAUGGUACUCGAACUCUAUCUAGACCUUUUCUCUCAGCCGUGUCGCUCUGUUUACAUAUUCGCAAAGAAAAACAACAUUCCCUUUGAGUUCAAGAAAGUUGCGCUGGCAGAAGGCCAACAGUAUGAGGAGGAUUUCGGUAAGAUCAACCCACUGAGGAAGGUUCCAGUCAUGAAAGAUGACGCCUUCAUCUUGGCAGAAAGCAUUGCGAUCCUGUCCUACUUGGCUCAGAAAUUCAACAUGCCAGACCACUGGUACCCCUGUGACCUACAGAAGCGAGCCAGGGUCAAUGAGUACCUAUCCUGGCAGCACAUUGCGAUCCGAAUGCAAGGGUCCAAGUACUUCUGGUUCAAGCUCAUGGUUCCCAUUAUAACUGGAGAAGAAGUUCCCAAAGAGAAGAUGGACUCUUUGUUGGAGGAUCUCAACAUGUCUCUGAAGCUGUUUGAGGAGAAGUUCCUGCAGGACAGGCCUUUCAUCAUUGGCGAGCAGAUCUCCUUGGCAGACCUUGUGGCCAUAGUGGAGAUGAUGCAGCCUGUAGGUGCUGGCCUUGAUAUCUUUGCGGAGAGACCAAAGCUGAGUGUGUGGCGGGACCGAGUGAAACAAGCAAUUGGGAAAGAGCUCUUUGACGAAGCCCACAAGACCAUCAUGAAUGCCAAGGACUUGCCCAAGAUAUUUGAGCAGAAUGGCAUGCUGGAAUUCCUCAAACCCAGGAUCCAGAAAAUGUUUACCUGAUUCAGGCCUGCAGUUCUGCUGGGUUAGGUUGAGUUGCAUAUCCAAAUUUUACAUUAAUGUUUAUAACUGUGCUUCCUUUGUAUAUCCAAAGCGUGGUGAAGGUGCCAUGAAAAAACAUACUACAAUGUUCCCUCAUAAAGCGUAUAUACCUAAACAGUAAA
Messenger RNA from Lepisosteus oculatus (spotted gar), 936 nucleotides. Its product is annotated as glutathione S-transferase theta-1-like. Gene Ontology annotation, cellular component: cytoplasm. Gene Ontology annotation, molecular function: glutathione transferase activity. The record is from RefSeq and is a predicted model, not a curated record. Gene Ontology annotation, biological process: glutathione metabolic process. NCBI's taxonomy places the organism in Eukaryota, Metazoa, Chordata, Actinopteri, Semionotiformes, Lepisosteidae.